AAAGAAAGAAAGAGCGCGCGUGUGAUGUGUGUGUUUAUCAUCAGUGUUUUUCUCUCUUGCGUGUUUCAUUGAGUGUAAACAGUGUCUUGUCUCUGUGUAUUUAAGAGUUGAGAUGAUGAGAUGCUGAGGUCAAGAGGAGAUUUAACAAUGAAACGAGAGGAUUUGGAUUGUUGUGAAUCUUCAGUGUAUGUGACUGAUGAUGGGAGUCUGGAUUCAGUGUGGAUGAGUAGAGAUCAGAGCCGCACACCACAGACACUGCUGGACUCUAAACUCUCUGAAGAGAAAUCCAGACACACACAGAACUCCGAUCUCAGUCUGACUUUACUCUGUUAUACUGAGUCAAAGCUCACAGACACUCAGGACACUACAGUGUGUGACAGUAAACAGAGCUUACAGGAGGAUCAAACCUCCACAGAGUCUCUGGAUUCUGUCUGUAACGCUGGAGAACAGCAGCAGAUCCUGCAGACCAAACUGAAGAUGUGUUCAGUUAAACUUAUUGACUUCAAGAACCUCAUGAUGAAGAUUAAAACUGAACCCACAGAAAUCAAAACUGAACCCACAGAAAUCAAAACUGAACCUAAAGAAAUCAAAACUGAACCCACAGAAGAGGAAGAUCCCACUGAGGAAGAUGAUGAUUUUAUUCCAUCAGAUGUGAAGAGUGAUUCAUGUUUGGAUAUAGAAAUAACGUCCUCAACAUCAAAAGAGCGACUGACAGCACAAACUCUUUCCUGCAUCACCUGUGGAAAGACAUUCAGCUCACAGAGACUUUUAGAGAGACAUGAGAGAAAACACACAGAACAGAAACUCUUCACCAGAUCUGAGAUCAGCUUUACUACCUUACAAGAGAAGAAACUUCAUUCAGAAGACCACAGAGAGAAGAAGAAGCAGUUUCACUGUGAGCAGUGUGGGAAGAUUUUUGUCUGUUCCUAUAAACUAAAUAUUCACAUGAGGAUACACAGUGAUGAAAAGCCUUUCAACUGCACUGAAUGUGGAAAAUAUUUCAGAACCAAACAAAAUCUUGAUAUUCAUCAGAGAAUUCACACAGGAGAAAAACCUUACGAGUGUCCUCACUGUGAGAAGAGUUUUAGUUUAAAGCAUACAUUACUAAGGCACCAGAGACUUCACACAGGUGAAAAACCUUUCAAAUGUUCUCAGUGUGGCAAGACGUUUACUUGUUCAAGUAACUUAAAAAACCACGAAAGAGUUCAUACUGGAGAGAAACCUUAUCACUGUAGUGUGUGUGGAAAGAGUUUUGGACAAAGGGCUACAUUACUAAAUCACAAGAGAAUUCAUACAGGUGAAAAACCUUACAAAUGCUCUCAGUGUGAUAAGACUUUUUCUCAGUCCGGUCAUUUAAAAUCUCAUCAGAGAGUUCAUACUGGAGAAAAACCUUAACACUGUAGUGUUUGUGGGAAGAUUUUUAGUCAACAGUGUAACUAACUAAGGUCACAUUUUCCUAAUCCUAUUUUUUAAACCCUAGUUAGUGUGUAAUGUUGCUAUAAUAGCAUAAAUAAUACUUGUAAAAUGAUAAAGCUCACUGCCAGGCGAUAUAUUUUCUUUAACAGAAUUCGCCUUUCAAAGCUUACAGCGAACGGCCGGUUUGGACUACAGACCUCUACUUCCUGUUUUAAUGACUACAAUAGAACAGUUUUUGACUAAACCCGCCCACAGGAAUAUGUCAGUCGCCAGCUAAGCUAACGGCAAGCUAAUCAGCCCGUUUUGAGGACAGUGAAAACAGCGCUAUACAGAUAAGUAAAUUAUGUGACCUCUAAGCACAAGAGAUUCCAUACAGGUGAAAAACCCUUAAGUGUGACAAGACGUUUGCUCUGUCAAGUCACUUCCCUUCUGAAAAAAACCCCAAUAAAACCUUUGCAGAAAUUCCUAAUGGUUUCCAUUAAAAUACCAGAAGGAACCAUUAGCUUUUACCAUUAAAGCCACUACAAAAUAUCAUCCUUUGAACUAAUUAAACGUCUGACCGAACAUCUUAAACUAACAGCGCUUAGCAGCGUCUGCCAUGUGAUGACCUAACAUGAUGUCAGUGCCUUAAAAUUAGCGGUUUAGGUGCCAAGCUGUUAAAAAGUGUAUGUGUCCAGGAGCAAACAAACUGUUCAUAAUAGUGUUAAUAAAAUAUGAAAAACAACAUGAAUUAACACAUUUAUCAUUUUUAUGUCACAUUUAUCUCUUUUAAGAACUCAUUUGUUUUAUAUUGUGUGCUAUGUGAAUUUUCUAAUUGGUUUUAAAGUAUUUAUGUCAUGGGACCACAAUGUCAUUAAUUGUUCAUUAACUUUGGUUGGUAUAGAAACACACUGAGAAAGAAACUCUUCAGAUUAUUCAGUAAAUUCUUUGUUCAUUUUUACAAUGAUUACGUCUCCUUACUUCUACUAUAGGCCUUUUCUCUGGGCUGGUAAAUGAAAGUUUACUUAAUUAUUCGGUAUUUUGUCAGUCUUUCAUUCUGUCUAGGAAAGUUAAAGGACCUGUUAUUGCAUUGAGAGCAUCUUGAACAGAUGUGUGAUAUGGUAGCACAAUAGAAAUUAACUGCAAGAGCUUAUAGAGAGGAGUAGAGACUUCUUAGAGGAACACCAAUAUAUUUUAUUUAUUUUUCUAUGCAAGGACAAUGCAUAUUAACAUAACAGCACAGCUGUGAAAUAUGCCAGAGUUAGCCGAAAGGCUAGUUUUCAUCUGUAGUCCUAGGCCAGAUGUACAAUAGGCACCCUGAAAACAAUUAAUAAGUAAAAUGCGUUAAUAAUUACAUGACUAAAAUACAAUAAACAAUACAUUUGCUACAGCAGCAAGUAAAGAUACCAACACAGACAUGCAACAAAACAUUCAUGUGCUACAAGCUUAAAAGGAGAUGCAGCUAGAGGCGACAGAACAUACAUAAGCACAAGCAACAGUCUCUGCCAUGCAGCUAAAAGCGACUAGAAUGCAGCUAGAAGCGACAGGACACACAAGAGCACAAGCAACAGUUCAUGAGACAACUUAAAUCACUAUUAAAAAAAAAACAGUAAAUAACAUUUAUCAGUUAUAAUACAAAGUUUAAAAGGAAGAGUACACAUAAAAAUGCAUCAAUAUAAAAUUAGAUAAGAAAAACAUGCUGGAUGACUCAAAAAGCAGUGAAAGUUCAGUGCUGACAUGUUUGAUUGCUAAGGAGCCAACGUUUUAAUGUUG
This is a messenger RNA of Misgurnus anguillicaudatus (oriental weatherfish), 3168 nucleotides long. NCBI's taxonomy places the organism in Eukaryota, Metazoa, Chordata, Actinopteri, Cypriniformes, Cobitidae. The record is from RefSeq and is a predicted model, not a curated record.